Messenger RNA from Paramecium sonneborni, 941 nucleotides. NCBI's taxonomy places the organism in Eukaryota, Ciliophora, Oligohymenophorea, Peniculida, Parameciidae. The record is from the annotation of a GenBank genome assembly.
AUGGGUUCAACCAUAUCUAAAAAUAAAGCAGUUGUUUUGGCUUCUCUUGGAAUGGUAGGGGUUGGGUAAGAUUUAAUAAAUAUUUUGAAGUGCUUAUUAUAUGAAAAAAUACUAGUAAUAGUAAAAUAGUUUAGAUAAAUUAUUUUUAAAGAAUGAUUUAGAUUAAUAUUUAGAAACGAAUGAUAGAUCUAUGGAUUAGAAAUUUGAAAUGAACAAUGAUAUAGAAAUUAGAUACAAUGAAGAUCAUUGUUUAGAGGCUAGUUGUAUAGUGGAUAUAUAUGCAAAAUAGUUAGAAAUAGCAGGAGAAGAUUUUGUAAAGUUAAGUAAAUAGAAUCGAGUUUAAAGAAGGAGAUUGAGAAAAUAAAAUUAAUAAAUAUAUGUUGAUUGUAUUGUUUAAUUUAUAAUGGAUAUUGAAGAUGUUUUAGAUUAAGCAUUGAAAAGACUUUUAUAUUAAUUAGAUGUACCCAAAGAAAUAUUUGAAGAGAGUGUAUUAUUAAGAAUGGAUUAAGGAUAUUUUUAAUAAUUAUAUAUGUUGUAAGCAAGUGUUAAAUAAAAAAUAAAAGAGAAAAUUGAAUAUACUAAGAAAUUGAAUUUAAAAUAAACAAAAGACAUUAUUCAAUUUAAUGUACACAUUCUUAAAAACUUCCCUUAAGAAUAUCAUGUAAUAUUGCAUCGAAUUGUAUAUAUAAUAUGAUUAUAGAUAUAAGCAAUCAGAAUAUGUUAUGUUGGUUCCAACAAUUAUAAAUAUUAUAGUCCAAGAUUUAAUUUAUGGAAAGUUUGGUGUAGAAGAAGAGGAUUAAAUAGCUAGUCUUAAGAAUAUGUAAGGUGAUUAAGAAAUACAUAAUCUACUUAACAAAGUUGAAAUAGAAAUGAGUGGACUUCUGAAAGAAUAAGGAAUAAGAUUAAAUGAUAUUCCUGAAAGUUUAGAAAAUUUUGUUUGA